UGUGACGGCUCAGCGAGGAACGCCCGAAUGGGAUUAGAGGAUUUCACGGACGCUCAGCGCCGAACGAAGGCAGCGAGAGGCACGGAGGAGCGGGGGCUGUCGGGGGCAUUUUGGUUCGCAAGGGCAGAGGCGGUCAUAAUUCGCUCGCGGUCCGGGCAGGGCAGGGGGGGCCGCACGCCGCACGGCGAGAGGGGCUCCGGCUGCCCUCUGCCCGCCCCGGGGCUCCCCGUUAAUGGUUAACGCGUCCCGGUGGUCACGGCGGCGUGAUCCGCGCCCGCCCCCCCGCGCCGGGCAGAACCGCGGUGCGCGCCGGCUCCGCCGCUCCGAACUCCGCGCUCCGCCGUUCCCAGCUCCGUCGGUGCCGUCGGUGCGGCGGUGCCAUGGCCCCCCGGGCGCUGCUGCUGCCGCUGCUGCUGGCGGUGGCGGCGGCGGAGCCGGCGCUGACCUCCAGCGCGGCCGACGACGCGGCGACCGCCGUCGGGGCCGCCCCGUCGAGGCCCGCCGCCUUCCAUCGGGCCGCCAAGGCUUCGUGGCGGCUGCCCGGGCGCUACGUGGUGCUGCUGCGGGCGGGCAGCGGUGAGGCCGAGGUGCGCGGCACGGCGCGGGCGCUGCGGGUGCGGGCGGCACGGCGCGGGUACCCGAGCGAGCUGCUGCACGUCUUCAGCCUGCUGCCCGCCUUCCUGGUGAAGAUGAGCAGAGACGUCCUGGACACGGCACUGAAGCUUCCACAUGUGGACUGUAUAGAGGAGGAUGCGUACGUCUUCGCACAGAGCAUCCCCUGGAACCUGGGCAGGAUUGUACCACCACUGCCCGGCACAGACACCUACAGCCCUCCCAAUGAAGGCGACAAGGUGCAGAUCUACCUGCUGGACACCAGCGUGCAGAGCACUCACCGGGAGAUUGCAGGCAGGGUGCUCAUCACGGACUUCCAGAAUGUCCCUGAGGAGGACAGCAGCCGCUUCCACAGGCAGGCCAGCAAAUGUGACAGCCACGGGACUCACAUGGCCGGGGUGCUGAGCGGGCGCGAUGCCGGCGUGGCCAGGGGCGCACACAUCCACAGCCUCCGUGUGCUGAACUGCCAGGGGAAGGGCACCGUCAGCGGGGUGCUCAUUGGCCUGGAAUUUGUCAGGGCAUCGCUGGAGGCUCAGCCCAGCCCACCGCUGGUGGUGCUGCUGCCCUUCGCCGGUGCCCACAGCCGUGUGCUGAACGCUGGCUGCCGGCGGAUGGUGCAGAUGGGGGCGGUGGUGGUUGUGGCUGCCGGGAACUACAAGGAUGAUGCCUGCCUGUAUUCACCUGCAUCCGAGCCAGAGGUGAUCACAGUUGGGGCCACUAACCGCGAGGACCGGCCGGCCUCCAUCAGCACGCUGGGCACCAACUUUGGCCGCUGUGUCGACCUGUUUGCCCCAGGGGACGACAUCAUCGGUGCCUCCAGUGACUGCAGCACCUGCUUCACCGCGCGGAGCGGCACGUCGCAGGCAGCCGCACACGUGGCAGGCGUUGCGGCCAUGCUGCUCAGCGCCGAGCCCCACCUCAGUGCGGCUGAGCUGCGGCAGCGCCUCCUGCACUUGGCCACCAAGAACGUCAUCAGCACGGCCUGGUUCCCCGAGGAGCAGCGGCUGCAGACACCCAGCAGCAUAGUGGGGCUGCCUGCCCAGCUGGGCCCAGACAAGGAGCUGCUGUGCCGCUCGGUGUGGUCGGCACGCUCAGGGCCCACCCGGCACGCCACGGCUGUGGCUCGCUGUGCCGGCACCGAGGAGCUGCUGGGCUGCUCCAGCUUCUCACACAGCGGCUGGCGGCUGGGCGAGCACAUGGAGGACAAGGAGGGGCAGAAGCAGUGCGUGGCCCACAACGCCUUUGGUGGCCGAGGGGUCUACGCCAUUGCCAGGUGCUGCACGUGGCCCCACACCCAGUGCCGGCUCAACACCAGCUCACAGGGUGACGAUGGGGCCGGCUGCUCCCCGCAGGACCACGUGCUGACUGGCUGCAGCUUCCACUCCCCUGUGGCUGCGCUGGGUGAUGGCGGCAGGCCCGUGCUGGGGCCAGGCAGCAGGCCUGGUGGCUGUACGACGAGGCCGGAGGGCACGGCCCACGCAUCCUGCUGCCCUGCUGCCAUGCUGGAGUGCCGCGUGAAGGAGCACGCGCCCCAGGGCUCUGCAGAGAAGGUGACGGUGUCCUGUGACGCUGGCUGGACGCUGACGGACUGCAGCGCUCACUCGCAGGGCCCCGGCACCUUGGGGUCCUACGCUGUGGCUGACACCUGUGUUGCAGCCAGCACUCCUGGCAGCCACGCACCAGGGGCCGUCGCCAUUUGUUGCCGGAGCCAGCAGUAGGGCUGAACUGUUGUACCAGGGCAGUGCUAUGGAGCCCAUCACAGCCUGGCUGAGCCCCAGCCCUGACCCCCAGCAUAGGCAGCUUUCCCCACCACCUUCCUGUACAUACAGUGACUGUAUAGGCUGUUCGUGUUACCAUGCAGCCCCUAGCUCUGUACAAACAAAACACAGGGUGAGGGUUGCUCCCUACUGUCCUUAGGUUUCAGCUGAUGCAACAUAGUUGAGUCAUUUUCAGGUGGUUUGAAAAUUGCCUACUCAGCUACCUGGAAGAUUUCUUUACUUUACAGCCACUGCAAGGCUCCUAGUUUUAAUUCUACUUGUUCAAUUAGAUUUUAGUUUGUAUUACUACAGAAUCUCAGCUGCUGCUCCAUUAGUGUGGUUUGUGUUGCUGGAGUUAAGGACCUGCUGGUGCUCCACACUGCUGUAACCGUUCCCUUCUGCAGCUCCAUCCAGACCCAGGUGCUUCUGGAGAAAAGAGUCAUCUUUUGUAGCACUUUUCAGUUUGUACGUCAGUCCUUUCAAUAUUUAUUUGGAGUUUUAUUUAUAUACCUUUUUAUAAAUGUCUUCUGAGAAUAAAAUUCCUAGAGCAGCACUUAGCA
Gallus gallus (chicken) is the source of this 2929-nucleotide messenger RNA. It is a transcript of the gene PCSK9, whose product is annotated as proprotein convertase subtilisin/kexin type 9. NCBI's taxonomy places the organism in Eukaryota, Metazoa, Chordata, Aves, Galliformes, Phasianidae. Gene Ontology annotation, biological process: proteolysis. The record is from RefSeq and is a predicted model, not a curated record. The coding region runs from base 381 to 2330 and encodes 649 amino acids. Gene Ontology annotation, molecular function: serine-type endopeptidase activity. The transcript is spliced from 12 exons.